This is a messenger RNA of Eupeodes corollae, 937 nucleotides long. RefSeq lists its product as uncharacterized. Bases 27 to 872 code for a protein of 281 amino acids. Lineage: Eukaryota; Metazoa; Arthropoda; Insecta; Diptera; Syrphidae. Gene Ontology annotation, molecular function: lipid binding. The record is from RefSeq and is a predicted model, not a curated record. The transcript is spliced from 3 exons.
GCAAUUUCAACAGAACUUGAUUCGAAAUGAACGUGUUUUUAAUUUCACUGUUGAUUGUCACUUUGGCAUUGGCAAAUAGUUUUGCCAACGUUGUUCCAUCAAAUGAAGAAAAGAAUCUCUUGAAUGAAUCGACAACUCUUCUCGAAACAUCUAAUCUGACCUCGACUCACAAUGAAACAACUCUGGAUAUGACUGAAGCUUUGGCUGAGCUCUUAACUGCCUACAAAAAGAUUAUGCCAUGUGGCAAUGCUAGCUUAGGUGUCCCUCCAACGGCACCCUUCCGGAACCCUUCUGUCAAGCUUAAUUUCAGUGGAGAAUUUUUAUCCGUUAAAGGUGAAAUUGAUAACCUGGUCAUAGACGGACUCGAUGACUUCCUAAUCGUCCAACUUGCCCACAAAGCCUCUUUGAAUCACACCGAAAUGGACAUUCUCUACAAAAAUAUCCAGAUUUUGGGUAAAUUCAACCUCACCAUCGGAGCCGAUUUAGCCGGAUUCAAAUAUGUCCAACCACUUGAGGGUUUCAUUAACUUCCAAGUUCUGAAUAUGCGCACAACCUUUGGUAUGAAUAUUGGCCAAAAUGAAGUCGGUGGAAUACAAUUCUCGAAUUUCGAAUAUACCUUACAAGUUGGUGAUAUUGUUGUUAAUAAUUUGAACACUAAAUGGAGUGUGGCUGUGAAUAAUUUUGCCAAUCAAUAUAUUCGUGAUUUUUCAAUGUUGUUCCUUCAAACCAACAGAGAGAUGUUCGGUAAAAUGUAUUCGGAAAGUUUUAUGGAAUUGGCUAAUAAGGCACUCUAUAAUGUUCCAUAUAGUUAUUUGGGUUCAUCUAUUGUGGAGUCUGUUAAGUUGUUGAAGUCAAUGGAAUGUAAGCAGUAAAUUGCUCUUUUUUGAAAAUAUCGAUGAAAAUAUUGUAUUGAAGAAAUAAAAAAACAAAAGCCGAA